Messenger RNA from Durio zibethinus, 1695 nucleotides. Its product is annotated as aspartyl protease family protein At5g10770-like. NCBI's taxonomy places the organism in Eukaryota, Viridiplantae, Streptophyta, Magnoliopsida, Malvales, Malvaceae. The record is from RefSeq and is a predicted model, not a curated record. Gene Ontology annotation, biological process: proteolysis. Gene Ontology annotation, molecular function: aspartic-type endopeptidase activity.
UUUCACCUUCUCUCUUUCUGCUUUUUCGCUUUCUUUUAGCUGUUUUCACUGCCCUCUGCAAUGUUGAAAGGAACAGCCCUUUUAACAUUUAUGCUUUCACUUCUUGCUUUCCUCCUCAUUCUUGUCAAUGGGGUUCACUGUUUUGGUGAGACGAAGCUACUCAAGCUGCAACAGUUUCAAUGGAAACAGAAAUGGGAUGCUUCAAGUUGUUUGCCUCAGAAAUCAAGAAAGGAGAAUGAUGCAACUAUAUUGGAAAUGAAGCACCGAGAUUUUUGCUAUGGAGGAGGGAUCAAAUACUGGAAUAAGUUGCUUCAGAAGCACUUGAUAUUGGAUGAUCGAAGAGUUCAGUCAUUGCAAGCACGAAUCAAGAACAUGGCUUCUAGCAAAACAGAAGUUUCUAAUACAGGAAUCCCCUUAACUUCUGGUGUAGAACUUGGAACACUGAACUACAUCGUUACAGUUCAAUUAGGUGGUCGGAAAAUGACAGUGAUUGUUGAUACUGGAAGUGAUUUGACUUGGGUUCAGUGCCAGCCUUGCAAAUCAUGUUAUAACCAAAAGGAACCUCUUUUCAACCCAUCUGCAUCUCCUUCCUACAAAACAGUCUUAUGUAAUUCAUCAGACUGUCAAUCACUUGCAUUUGCUACUGGGAAUACAGGGUUCUGUGGGAACAAUCCACCAACCUGUAACUACGUCGUUAGCUAUGGUGAUGGAUCCUAUACUCGCGGUGAACUAGCUCAUGAUCAUCUCAAUCUAGGCAAUACUCCAGUGGAUAAUUUUAAAUUUGGCUGCGGCCGGAACAAUAAAGGUCUUUUUGGUGGAGCUUCUGGUCUGAUGGGUCUAGGAAGGAGCUCUAUCUCUCUGGUUUCUCAAACAUCCGCAAUAUUUGGAGGGUUUUUCUCCUAUUGUUUGCCUUCUGCACAAGCUGGGGCUUCAGGUUCGUUAGUUUUGGGAGGCAAUUCUUCGGUUUAUAAGACUUCAAGCCCCAUUUCUUACACUAGAAUGAUUCCCAAUCCACAGCUAUCAACUUUCUAUUUCCUCAACCUAACUGGUGUCAGUGUUGGUGGGGUGACACUGCAAGAUUCAAGUUUUGGCAAAGAUGGAAUGCUUAUUGAUUCUGGGACGGUUAUUACCAGGCUUCCUCCAACAAUUUACAAGGCAUUAAAGGCAGAGUUUCUGAAACAAUUUUCUAGUUUUCCUUCUGCACCAGCUUUCUCAAUCUUGGAUACUUGCUUUAACCUUAGUGCAUACCAAGAAGUGGAUGUUCCCACGAUUAAAUUGCAAUUUGAGGGUAAUGCCGAGAUAAAUGUGGACAUAAGUGGGGUGUUUUACUUUGUAAAGACUGAUGCAUCUCAGGUGUGUUUGGCUAUUGCAAGCCUCUCAUUCGAAGAUGAAAUCGGCAUUGUUGCAAAUUAUCAGCAAAGAAACCAAAGGGUUAUAUAUGAUACGAAAGAGUCAAAGUUGGGGUUUGCCCAGGAAAGUUGCAGUUUCACAUAAGCAGAAAAGCUAGAACUGUUGCGCAGUUGUGGAUAUAUUUUUAUUGGAUGCUAAGCCAAGUGAUCUGUUGGCAAUUAACAAUAUCUAUACCCUAGCAUCUUUUCCUAGUUCAUAUUAUAUACAUAUAACUACUCGGGCAGAAGGCAUAGAAAUUAUGAUAGCCACUCGAGAUUUCCUGAGUGUGCUCAAUAAAUGGUAGAG